CGAGGUUCGUUACCAACAGCAGAGACGCGCUCAUAUUUGAAUAGCCGUUGCGCGCUUGCUAGGAUGGCGUCCGAGGCGUUGCGGCAAUUUCGAAGGGACUAGCAAGUUUUGAAAAUUUUCGCAACGACCGAGAUAAUGGCAGAUAAUCAGCAGAGCCGAUUCGAGAAAUCACUCGGGCUGCUGACUACCCGUUUCGUGUCCCUUCUCCAGAAGGCGAAGGAUGGCGUGCUGGAUUUGAAAGUCGCCGCGGAUCUUCUGGAGGUACGACAGAAACGACGUAUUUAUGACAUUACGAAUGUCCUCGAAGGUAUCGGCCUCAUAGAGAAGAAGAGCAAGAACAGUAUCCAAUGGAAGGGUGCUGGACCUGGCUGCAACACUCAGGAGGUUGGCGAGAAGCUGACGGACCUGAAGGAAGAGAUCAGCAAACUGGAGGCUCACGAACAGUUGCUGGAUACUCAUACCCGAUGGAUACAACAGAGUAUAAAGAACAUAGAGGAUGAUACCGUAAAUAGAAAAUAUGCGUACGUUACGUACGAAGAUGUGAAGGAAAACUUUACGGAUGAGUUUGUACUUGGAAUACAAGGCCCUCCAGACACAAAGCUAUCUGUACCAAAUGUUUUGAAGACUGUCAUACAAGAUGAUACAGUGAUAAAUUACAACAUGACCCUGAAAAGUAACAUGGGAGAGGUUAAAGUGUACAUGGUUCAACCCGAACUAGCCAAAACUUAUGAUAAUAAAGUAUUAGAAAUGAGAUUACAAGAAGAAGCAAAAGGUAUAAAGCGCGGAAACGAGGAAGCUGAGAAGAAAGAGGACGAGGUUCCUGUCAAACCAAAGAGAAAAGUUGGCAGACCACCAAGAAAUAGCACUAAACUAGAUCCGGUAUUAACUGAAGACCUAGAUGACGAAGAUGAAGAUUCAGAAUUAAUAGAAGCUAAAAUAGUCUUGCGUGAUGUAUGCACCACAGAUAUUGCCCAAAGAGAUUUGGAGUUUCUCGAUCAAUUUUAUGCUGACUUUUGCGGACCAUUAAUGAGAUUAAGUCCACCUCCUGGAGAAAAAGAUUACCAUUUCAAUCUUAGUGAGAACGAGGGUGUUUGUGAUUUAUUCGACAUUACGACGCAAUAAGUGUCGAAUUGAUGUAGCUUCGAUUUUUUCAAAAUGACUGUGCCAACAGCAUGUAACAGUGAACGAAAAAAUCCGAAAUCAUUUAAGGAGAAUUUGUGCAUAUAAUUUUAGCGAAAUUAAUGAAUCACAAUCAUUGAGAGAGUAUACAAUAUAUUUUUACUAUUAAAAGUAUGAGAAAGUAGUACGAGGCAUCUACAAAAGUAAAUGACCUACUGUGAAGUUAUCUGCAACCUGCUUUGGCCGCUUUAUUUUGUACAUUGCUGAGAGUAAUUUGAAGUUUUAAUGGCAUCUUUUAUUAGAAUCUAUUAGAAAUCCUUGUAGCUUUUAAGUUGGCUCAAUUAAAGCUUGCUUCAUGAAUAUGAUUAGGCGAAAAUAAUUGUUGAAAUUUUUUUGUGAAGGAAAAAUUUGAUGAAUGUAUAUAUACAUAUAAUUAACUAUAUUCAAAUGGAAUAUAGUUCUUUAUGUAUCGCAAUAUUAUGAAACAAGCUUUUGAAUUGGAUUUUUGUAAGAACUUACGUGCACAUGUCCCUGACGUAUUCCACAAAAUACUGUAACAUGAUUAGCAUGAAUGUAUAUUACGUACAUGUAUGCGCAAAUUCAAUGUUUUUUUUUAAAUAUUUUAUGAAUUAUAUGUACUCGAUCUUUACUACUAGAGCAUAUACAUCUGCUUAUAUUUA
Solenopsis invicta (red fire ant) is the source of this 1799-nucleotide messenger RNA. Its product is annotated as transcription factor E2F5. Gene Ontology annotation, molecular function: RNA polymerase II cis-regulatory region sequence-specific DNA binding; protein dimerization activity; DNA-binding transcription factor activity, RNA polymerase II-specific. The transcript is spliced from 7 exons. Gene Ontology annotation, biological process: regulation of transcription by RNA polymerase II. Lineage: Eukaryota; Metazoa; Arthropoda; Insecta; Hymenoptera; Formicidae. Bases 136 to 1122 code for a protein of 328 amino acids. The record is from RefSeq and is a predicted model, not a curated record. Gene Ontology annotation, cellular component: RNA polymerase II transcription regulator complex.